CCCUAAAAAUCCCCACCCGGAAGUCCUGAAAUCUCGUCUGUACGGCAGUCGGGGGGAGAGAGAGAGAGACAUGGAGCAGCACGAUGACCAAGAGCACGAGGUGUACGGAGGAGAUAUCCCUGAGGAGGAGGAGGGAGAGAUGGAUGCGGAGGAGUACGAUGAUGGCGCCGCCGCCGGAGAUGAGGAUCAGGAACCGGCCUCCGGAUCCAAGGACUUGGAGGAGAUGAAGAAGCGUCUUAAAGAGAUCGAGGAGGAAGCUGGGGCUUUGCGUGAAAUGCAAGCCAAAGUUGAGAAGGAGAUGGGUUCUGGACAAGAUUCCUCAAGUGGUUCUCCAAGUUUGGCUGAAAAGGAGGAAGUGGAUGCCCGGUCCAUAUACGUUGGCAAUGUGGACUAUGCAUGCACUCCCGAGGAAGUGCAGCAGCAUUUUCAAUCCUGUGGGACGGUGAAUAGGGUUACGAUUCUGACUGAUAAAUUUGGCCAGCCUAAAGGAUUUGCCUAUGUCGAGUUUGUGGAAAUAGAUGCUGUUCAGAAUGCUCUUAUGUUGAAUGAAUCAGAAUUGCACGGUCGUCAGCUUAAGGUAUCAGCAAAGAGAACAAACGUCCCUGGAAUGAAGCAAUAUCGAGGAAGACGUUCGUUUAGACCCAUGCGGGGGUUCAUGGCCGGACCUACUUUUUAUCCUCCAUACGCUUAUGGGAGGGUCCCCAGGUUCAGACGGGCCAUGCGCUACAGACCAUACUGAUUAGCGUGGCUGCUGAGAUCGGCCUCCGUGUUUGGGGAAUCUUUACCGUUGCUUGCUUGUUGGGUUCGGUUAUGGCUUCCCUGAACAGAUGUAGAACUUCACAGAAAGGGAGAGAGAGAGAUAGAGAAUUGGGGUAAAAGAUAAUUUGCAACACAAGCAAUAUUUCCAUUCUGUACACCAAUAUUUGAUAAUGUCGAAGAACGAGUUCUUGUCUUCGACCUCAAGAUUUCAUUGUUGUGACUUGAAAAAAAAAAAUGGAGAUACCCUGUGCCCGUUAGGCUGAAAAGUUAUGUUGCUGCAGUUUAA
Tarenaya hassleriana is the source of this 1045-nucleotide messenger RNA. RefSeq names its product polyadenylate-binding protein 1-like. Gene Ontology annotation, molecular function: RNA binding. The transcript has 6 exons. The coding region runs from base 71 to 739 and encodes 222 amino acids. The record is from RefSeq and is a predicted model, not a curated record. NCBI's taxonomy places the organism in Eukaryota, Viridiplantae, Streptophyta, Magnoliopsida, Brassicales, Cleomaceae.